This is a messenger RNA of Alnus glutinosa, 591 nucleotides long. RefSeq names its product putative lipid-transfer protein DIR1. The transcript has a single exon. The record is from RefSeq and is a predicted model, not a curated record. Gene Ontology annotation, biological process: systemic acquired resistance. Gene Ontology annotation, molecular function: fatty acid binding. NCBI's taxonomy places the organism in Eukaryota, Viridiplantae, Streptophyta, Magnoliopsida, Fagales, Betulaceae. Bases 86 to 391 code for a protein of 101 amino acids.
CAAAGCUCCCAAAACCCAGAACGUACGCCUUAAAAUAGAGACAAAGAGAUAUAUAUAUAUAUAUAUAUCUCUUUGGUGAAUAUUAAUGGAGGCCGCCGUCAAGAAGCUCUUUGUCGUGACAGUAGUAGUACUGCUGCUUGUUGCCAAUAUUUCCAACGCCCAAACCUUAUGCAAGGUGUCUGUUUCUGGGCUAAUGACAUGCAAGGCGGCGGUGACUCCUCCAAAUCCUGCCCCGCCGUCGGCCAACUGUUGCUCUGUCCUCUCGAACGCCGACCUUCGCUGUCUCUGCUCCUACAAGAACUCCAACCUCCUGCCUUCCCUUGGAAUUGACCCAAACCUUGCCGUGCAGCUCCCUGAAAAGUGCAAACUUCCUCACGCUCCCCAUUGCUAAGCUUUGAAGAAUCGGCCGGCAAACGCAAAAGAAAAGUUAACCCUUAAAUAAUGCAUGCUAAAUUCCUCAUGCUUUUCCAGAUGGAGCAUUAAAGUUAGCUCCUAGCUUGUCUCUUUUCAAUAUAUAUUAUAUUAUUGUUCUGGUUUGUGUAAGGAGUACGUACGUACCAAAUGUAAUAAUACAGUGUGUGUAUUGAGUUA